AUGCAGCCCCUCACUCAUCUCAACCCGCUCUUGCACGCACAGCGUCUCAAUCUUGUACAUCACAAGACACCCGCGACAGCAGACAAUGCCACCAACACCAGCAUGUCUCCCCACCCCAUCAUUCCAGCCAAGCGGCGUCAACCACCCUCCACAUCCUCUUUUGCACAACCAGAGGCAUCCACCAGCGCAUUGAAGACACCCGCACCUGUGACCACACCCGCAACCACAUCCGCGUUUACCGCAUCACCGUCUUCCCAUGCGAAGAAGCCGCUUAAGAAGAAGGUUGCGUCUUCCAACGACGACACCCUUGCCACUCGAAUGCAGCCCCGACUUUCCAAGACCUCGUGGCGCAGAGCCCAAUCCUAUCAACACGCAGAUCUGAACGGUCCCUCUCGUCGAACCGUCCUCGAAUGGUUGCCUCGCGAGGUCGUAUUCAUGAUUCUCCACCUCCUCUCAUUUCGUGACAUUCAGAGCCUUGUUCGAGCCGACAAACGCUUACGUCCGCUCAUCCACGCCAACUCUUUUUGUCCAUGGAGAAAAACACUUUCUUCCUUCCUGCAUCGUCAGCGUUUGUACGACGAGUCCAUAGCGCUCGAAGAAGAAUCUCUGUUCGACGCAAACGCAAACGCAAACGAGGAUGACCGUGACAGCGAUCACGAGGACCAAAACAACCCAACCGGCGCCAACCCAGCGGGACCUGACACUCACACCCACGCCGCUGAUGUCGCCAAUCCAGCACACGCGGAUCAGUUGCAGAUCGAACAAAACUUUCUCAAGGCAUAUACAGAUCUUGUCGUCGCCUUACAGCUCAGAAGCGCCCCGACCGAUCUACUUGAACUCGUCCCUUGCCUCACCCGACUCUGGCACGACCACCCCACCUUUGACCUCAUCCGCAAAUGGUGUCGUGACUUCGUCGUGGGCCGCACCACGGCCCAUCAGCUCUUUGAUGCCCUCGAUCGCGUCGUUGCAGUCGAGGUUAUAUGCAGUGUCCGCCUGUAUCUCGCUGUCGUAAGCAUCACCCGCGCCUUCUCUCAGAAUCUGGCCCCACUUCAAUCGGUCCGUAUUCUGGACUAUGACUGCCGCACCGCCAUCAAUACCUUUUUCCAGCCUGAUCGAAUCCUACCCACACCGGGCACCCAGCUGUCGUUCCAACUCACUCAUGAACAAGACCGCUUCGUGCGUCGGGACGUGCGCCCCGGCGAACUCGUCAAGGUGCAAGCAUUUGCAGGUACGGGCAAAACUAGAUCUCUUCUCGCCUAUGCAGAGCGGCGUCCACACAAGCGCUUUCUCUAUAUUGCCUUCAACAAAGCCGCAGCAGAAGAGGCGCGUCGUCGCUUUCCGGAGCAUGUCCAAUGCCGCACCAUGCACUCGGUCGCUCUCUGUCAAGUCGUACGUACAGCAGGACAGGAAAUUGGGGACCUGCGAGCACGAGAUGUGGUGCGUCUGCUUGGCGAGAGUCUUCCUGAAGGACAGCUGGUGCGCUCCCAAGCCAUGGCCACCCAAGGAGGCGGACGUGAUCACCGUCUCACGCCCACCGCCGUUGCCACCUACGUGCUCGCUACCCUCCAGCGCUUCUUUUACUCGGACGACACUACCAUCAACCCCGACCGUCACGUCCCUACAAAAGUAGCCACCGACACCGAUCUCAAGGUCCGCGCCGUGGCCAGAUGCGCACAGGAGCUGUGGGACUCUAUCCGACAGGGCUCCCCCGAUCGCAAUGGCAAGUCCGUCAGGUGUCCACACGACGCCUACGUCAAGCUGCUUCAGCUGCAAGCUCCGCAUCAUUCCGAGAACUUCUUCAGGGCCUUUGACGUGCUCCUGCUCGACGAGGCCCAGGAUCUGUCGGCAGCCCAGGUCUCGAUCCUACUGCGAGCCAAAAAGCAUUGUGGCAUCCUCAUUGUUGGUGAUGUUUUCCAGAAGAUCUACGGCUUUCGCGGGGGUACCGCAAAGGCUUUCAAUGAGCGUCUCUACCCAUCUUCGGCCCACUUUCAGCUCACAAAAAGUUUCCGUUUUGGAAAUGCAGUUGCCAAAAUUGCCACCGAGAUGCUCGGUCUUCGCAAGCCUGCGCCCUGGGAGAAGGCAGCCGCCAAGCCUGUUCUCACUGGCGCUCUAGGCAUGGCCGACCGCGUCUAUGCUGACGCCAGCGUGUUCCAGGCCCAGCUCGAACCACCACCGCCGACGACAGAGCCGACACAGGAGCACGAUCAUCAAAGCGUCGCGAACGGGGCACCAGCCGAGAUGCAGCCUACACAAGCAGCAGCCAUAGCAACAACCGAGGCCGACCAGAUGGGAGAAGGGCGACACGCCGUGGCUCUCCAGGUCGGAUCGGUGGGAAGGAUUGGCCGUAGCGAAGAGCUGAUCCCUCAUACGCGCAUCUUCCGAUCCAAUCGCAUGCUCUGUCUCACUGCUUUGGCGCUAUCCGCCUCGCUGCCGCAACCCCACCGUAUCUUUCUCAAGACGAGCCAGGCGUUGCAGCCCGAUGCCAUCGUGACGCUGCUCCGCGACGCGCACAUCCUCUACCACAAUGACUCGAGGUCCAUGUCGCGCAACUCGCUCUUGCGCGACUUUGCCAGCUGGAAGGACCUCGUGCAGCGCGUAGAGGCCGAAGGCUCGGGCGAGAGCAAGCUGAGUCUUGCAGUAGCGCUAGGUAGCCUCUUGGCGAGCAACGACUUUCUCGACCAGGUGGCUCAGCUGGAAACGCGCUUUGCAGACACUGAGGAUGCGGCUACGGUGAUUCUGACCACGGUGCAUCAGGCCAAAGGUCUCGAAUGGGACUGCGUCCAUGUCGAGGACGACUUUCGGCCGGUGUUUGGCAGCGACAAGACGCAAAGAGUCGAGGUGGCGAGCUACUUGCAUCAGGACGAGCUCAACCACCUCUAUGUGGCUUUGACGCGCGCCAAGCGUCAGCUGGUGGUGAGCAAAGUGGUGCUGCAGUGGAUCGCGGCGAUGCGUGGAUUGUAUCGGUAUAGACUUUUGACGAGCAACAGUCCUACGAGUCUGGGCAAGGCGGGGCUGUGUCCUCACUGCAAUGCGUCCAAGCAUCCGCUGGUGGUCAAGGAGCACCGGCUGGCAUGUUUUGACUUUCUGAAUCCACGAUGCAACGAUGCCGCCACCGGCUCGUCUCUGCAAAAUGCUAGCGUUGGUGCGGUAACGGAUCCAGCACCACUUACACAGGUUGUGGGGUGCACGGGCUGCCUCUCGGACUCCAAUUCUGCUGUGCACAUGGACUCGCUCAUCGAUCCCGAUCUAGCCCUCUUCGUCGCAACUGCACCCAAGAUCACUCGCCAACGUCCACACGCUCCAAAACAGUCUGAUGCGGAUACGAGCGCCAGCAGCGACAAGAAGGCGGCUACAGCGACGGCUGCUGCAGCAGCAGCGGCAGCGUUCAAAGUGGAUUCGGCAAAGCAUCCAUUCUUAAAAGCGGACCAUCGGUCGAUGAAGUGGGCUAUAUGGCAUCAUGAGUAUAAGCGGACGGUGUAUGGGUGGUUUGAGGACUAG
This is a messenger RNA of Sporisorium graminicola, 3498 nucleotides long. RefSeq lists its product as uncharacterized. Lineage: Eukaryota; Fungi; Basidiomycota; Ustilaginomycetes; Ustilaginales; Ustilaginaceae. Gene Ontology annotation, molecular function: DNA binding; hydrolase activity; 3'-5' DNA helicase activity. Gene Ontology annotation, biological process: double-strand break repair via homologous recombination; replication fork processing. Gene Ontology annotation, cellular component: nucleus. Bases 1 to 3498 code for a protein of 1165 amino acids. The transcript has a single exon. The record is from RefSeq and is a predicted model, not a curated record.